This is a messenger RNA of Austrofundulus limnaeus, 302 nucleotides long. RefSeq names its product chorion-specific transcription factor GCMb. Gene Ontology annotation, molecular function: RNA polymerase II cis-regulatory region sequence-specific DNA binding; DNA-binding transcription activator activity, RNA polymerase II-specific. Gene Ontology annotation, biological process: gliogenesis; regulation of transcription by RNA polymerase II. NCBI's taxonomy places the organism in Eukaryota, Metazoa, Chordata, Actinopteri, Cyprinodontiformes, Rivulidae. Gene Ontology annotation, cellular component: nucleus. The record is from RefSeq and is a predicted model, not a curated record.
CCGAUGAUAAGAACGCUCAGAGACAUCUGUCUGGCUGGGCCAUGAGAAACACCAACAAUCACAACUGUCAGAUCCUGAAGAAGUCUUGUUUGGGUGUGGUGGUCUGUUCUCGAGGCUGUACGCUGACAGACGGAUCCAGACUGCAGCUCCGUCCUGCCAUUUGUGACAAGGCGCGGCAAAAACAGCAGAAGAAGCUGUGUCCGAACUGUAACGCUGCUCUGGAGCUGCUGCCUUGUCGAGGUCACAGCGGGUACCCCGUUACCAACUUCUGGAGGGUGGACGGAAAGGCCAUCUUCUUCCAG